Molecule: messenger RNA, 3317 nt
Organism: Psammomys obesus (fat sand rat)
Lineage: Eukaryota; Metazoa; Chordata; Mammalia; Rodentia; Muridae
Gene: Flywch1
Product: FLYWCH-type zinc finger 1
Exons: 8
Coding region: 298-2259 (653 amino acids)
Source: RefSeq, a predicted model, not a curated record
CAAGCCGGUUCUUCGCGGGGGCGCGCGCGUCCGCGGCUCGCUCCCCGGGGGCCAGUUGGCGGCGGGAGCGGGCGCCUGGGUCGUGGUUCUUAGAGCAGCCCGGGUGUUAGGCCGACGCCUCUGUUGGCGGAGACCCUCACGAAGGACCGCGUGGCUCAGCCGCGGGAGAGGCAGGGCCCGCUGCCGUCGGACAGAGCCUCAGGGCUCCCACAUUCUGGCCUGAGAGGAAGAAGAGGAAGAGAGUUCCAUUUGCCAGAGGGCUGAAGGUGGCCCAAGGGCCAGGUUCUCACUCCCAGGAUGCCCCUGCCUGAGCCCAGUGAGCAGGAGGGUGAGAGUGUGAAAGCUGGCCAAGAGCCGUCUGUUGGAGCCAGGAAGCCUCAAGAAUCCUCCAGUCUGGUUCUGGCCAGGGGUAAAGGAGGACCCAAGCCGACAGGUGGCAAGUCCCUGGAGAAGUCUGGCCCUGCCGCUCUACCCAGCAACACCGUUCAGACCUCGACCUCGACGGCCAAGAAGCAGGGACGGAUAAUUCACCGGAAACGUAGUAGAGUAGAUGCAGCUGACCCACAGCCCCUGGAGUUCCUGAAGACCCCAUAUGGCGGUCGCCUUCUAGUGCACAAGUCAUUCCUGUACAAGCAAGAGAAGGCUGUGGGAGACAAGGUGUACUGGAAAUGCCGCCUGCACUCAGACCGAGGCUGCCGGGGACGGGCCAUCACCCGUGGCUUUCGAGUCACAGUGAUGCGGGACCACUGUCACCCACCUGAUAAGGGGAGCCUGGGGGGCCGGCGCAGGAAGGAGAAGGUGCCCGCCUCAGACCUGCCUGAGGGCUCUAAAGGCCAAGAGGAUGGUGUGAGCCUAUGGCUAUACCCUGUGGAGCCAGAGCCCACACCUCAGCAAAGCACUGAGACCCCGGAGGAGGACCAGGGGUACCGAUCGCUGGCACUGCAGAGCCUACCUCCCAAGAAACGCCCCACACCAGGAGUGGUACGGUAUCAGCCCCUCGAGUUCCUGAAGACGUGCUAUGGGGGCACCUUCCUGGUCCACCAGUCCUUCCUCUACAAGCGGGAGAAGACCGUGGGGAGCAAGGUGUACUGGACCUGUCGGGAGCAUGCCGUCCAUGGCUGCCGCAGCCGGGCCAUCACACAGGGCCAGCGGGUGACAGUCAUGCGCAGCCACUGCCACCCGCCUGACAUGGAGGGCCUACAGGCCCGGCGACAGCAGGAGAAGACCAUAAAGAAGAUCCAGGCGAGGCGGAUUGGCGCUGGGGACUUGGAGGACUGUGACGACAUUGAGGACUCGCUGCUCCAGGGGGUGGACAGCCUGUUCUACCGCAGGGGACAGGGCACACUGACUCUCAGUAGGUCCAGGUCCAGAAAACAGGCAAAGGAGCACCAGGAAUCCUUGCAGGAAUCCCCUGAGGAGGACCAGGAUGUGGACCCCAGAGGCCCGGAGUUCCUGAGAACCCCCCUGGGGGGCAGCUUCCUGGUGUACGAGUCCUUCCUCUACAGGCGGGAGAAAGCAGCUGGUGAGAAGGUGUACUGGACCUGCCGAGACCAGGCGCGCAUGGGGUGCCGCAGCCGAGCCAUCACUCAGGGCAGGCAGGUGACCGUGAUGCGAGGUCACUGCCAUCCACCUGACCUGUUAGGCCUGGAGACCCUGAGGCAGCGGGAGAAACGCCCCGGCCACACUCAGUGGGAUGGCCCAGAAGGCCCAGAGUUCCUGAAGACCCCCCUGGGGGGCAGCUUCCUGGUGUACGAGUCCUUCCUCUACAGGCGGGAGAAAGCGACUGGUGAUAAGGUGUACUGGACCUGCCGCGACCAGGCGCGCAUGGGCUGCCGAAGCCGAGCCAUCACACAGGGUCAGCGCGUGAUGGUCAUGCGCAGGCAUUGCCACCCACCCGACAUGGGUGGCCUGGAAGCCCUGCGCCAACGGGAGAACUUCCCUAACCUGACCCACUGGGAGGGUCCAGAGCCCGUGCAGCCACUGGAGUUCCUGCGGACAUCCCUUGGAGGCCGCUUCCUGGUGUACGAGUCCUUCCUGUACAGGAAGGAGAAGGCUGCUGGUGAGAAGGUGUACUGGAUGUGCCGCGACCAGGCUCGGCUGGGCUGCCGCAGCCGCGCCAUCACCCAGGGCCGGCGAGUCAUGGUGAUGCGAAGCCACUGCCAUCCGCCUGACCUGGCUGGCCUGGAGGCCCUGCGGCAGCGGGAGAAAGGCCUCAGUGCAGCCAAGAAGAAGAAGAAGAAGGGAAAAUCAAAGAGCUAAAACGAACCGCAGUCCUAACGAGGUGAGUCUUCUCUGAGGCAGCAGAGGAGCAGCUGACACCCCACAUGCUUCCCGCCCAUGCAGGCAUUUCCCAGCCACUCAGAUGCGCUUGACAACUCCUUUCACUCUUCCAAAGCAUCGACGACUUCACACUUCCUCAGGAGGUCUCCCAGGAGGAGUGCUUGGACCUUGGGGUGGUAUCUUCUGUUGGCAGAGUAGUGCCAAGACCUGUGCCAUGCUGCUGUCACCUCUGUGACCUUAGACAGCUGUGGAGAAGUAUGUCUGGACUGAUAUACCUCAACCCCACCCUGCUGUCCAGGCCCCAGCACCGUCUGCUCUCAGAGCAUGCAGCCCUGCAAGGAGCUUUCCAGUGGAGUGUGGCCCUUGAUGAGCUCCAUGAAGUUCAGCAAAAUGAGGUCGUCCUGAGCCAGGACAUGUACGGGAACUUCUCGCCACCCUCUGAAGAUGGUGCGAGUCACAGCCAGGGGUAUUUUUGGUUUUUUGUUUUGGUUUCAUCUUUAGGGAUGUGCUGGGGCCUUCCUGGUCUUUGGUCACUUGCUGCUUGCUAGAACACAGCCAGCCCCAACGUGACAGAGCAGGCCAGAGCAAAGGCUGUACUGUACCUUCUGUCGGAGUUUGCAUCUCACAUCCUUUCCCAGCUUACAUCAAACCUAUGUCCACAGUUCUUGAAGCAGCUGACAUUUCUAGCAGGGGGAGCCAGCCCAGAUGUCCGGAGGUGACAUCAGGUAGGGGUGCUCUGGUGGCAGCUGUACCACUGGGGAUUACCCACUUGGUGUCACGUGAUGCGCAGGAGAGUUGGGGGCAUCAAAGCACACCUCCUGUAGAAGAGCCUAGCAGAACUAAGUGAGCUAGAAGUGGCACCCUGUCAUCCCUGGGGUCUGCAAACUUCCUGCGUGCCACACCCUGUCCUAGAGCCGCAUGCUCCUCUCCCCUAGCAAGCCAUGGAGCAGCCACCCCUGUGGGAUGGUGAUGGCCUGGUGCCUGCCACUGGCUUCUGCUCAUCUGCUUCCCUCAAUAAACCCGAUGUAGCCUCCUGG